AUGGAACAUCAAUCGUUGUACAAUCAUGUUGCUUCCAAUCAAUCUGAAUCAAACAAUUCAACUGGUAAAUUCGUGCGUUUUGAUCAUGUUCGAUUUUGGGUUGGCAACGCUAAACAGGCAGCAUACUGGUAUUGUACAAACUUUGGUUUUGAACCGUUUGCCUAUAGAGGCCUCGAAACAGGAAGUCGACUGAUCGUAUCUCAUGCAAUUCGUCAGAAUAAUAUAAUCUUUGUUUUCGAAUCGGCGCUAUUGCCCGACAAUGUAGAACUUGGAAAUCAUCUCGUGAGACAUGGUGAUGGUGUGAAAGAUGUGACGUUUCAAGUGGAGAAUAUCGAAGCUAUUGUAGAGAGAGCGAAGAAGAAAGGUGCAAAAGUGAUCAGCGAUAUCAAUGAAGAGACUGAUGAAUAUGGAUCGAUCAAGCGUGCUGUCAUCCAAACGUAUGGUGAUACAGUGCAUACGUUACUAGAUCGAACAAAUUAUAAAGGUCUGUUCUUACCUGGCUAUAGCAAACAUAGCCAAAAAACGAUUUUCAUUGAUCAACUACCAAAACCAAAUCUUUCAUUUAUCGAUCACUGUGUUGGUAAUCAAAAAGACUUGCAAAUGGAGGCUGUUGCGAAUUGGUAUGAAAGUGUUUUCGAUUUUCAUAGAUUUUGGUCGGUUGAUGACUCGAUGAUUCACACAGAAUAUUCAGCGCUCCGAUCGAUUGUAGUGACAAAUAAAGAAGAAACAAUUAAAAUGCCUAUUAAUGAGCCUGCCACGGGGAAAAGAGCCGUUUCACAAAUACAGGAAUAUGUUGAUUAUUAUAGUGGACCAGGAAUACAGCACAUAGCAUUAAAUACGCCUAACAUUAUUCAAGCAAUCAUCGCGUUGAGGGCACGUGGACUCGAGUUUUUGUCAAUUCCUGAUAGCUAUUACGCAAUUCUACGGAAAAAUCUCGAGAAUUCCAAAAUAAAGGUUGCAGAAGAUUUGGAUAUGUUACAAAAGUUGAACAUUUUGGUUGAUUAUGAUGAUAACGGCUAUUUAAUGCAAAUAUUCUCAAAACCUUGUCAAGAUCGGCCGACGCUAUUCAUAGAAAUUAUUCAGAGAUCUAACCACCAGAUGUUAUUUGAGGGCUUUGGUGCGGGAAAUUUCAAGGCCUUAUUUGAAUCAAUUGAGAUGGAACAAAACGAGAGAGGAAAUCUAUUUUACAAAGAUGUUGUCGAAGGCGGAGAACGCAUUGCACACUGA
Anisakis simplex (herring worm) is the source of this 1227-nucleotide messenger RNA. NCBI's taxonomy places the organism in Eukaryota, Metazoa, Nematoda, Chromadorea, Rhabditida, Anisakidae. The record is from the annotation of a GenBank genome assembly.